Mycosarcoma maydis (corn smut) is the source of this 4719-nucleotide messenger RNA. RefSeq lists its product as uncharacterized. Gene Ontology annotation, biological process: transcription by RNA polymerase II. The coding region runs from base 1 to 4719 and encodes 1572 amino acids. NCBI's taxonomy places the organism in Eukaryota, Fungi, Basidiomycota, Ustilaginomycetes, Ustilaginales. The transcript has a single exon. Gene Ontology annotation, cellular component: nucleus. The record is from RefSeq and is a predicted model, not a curated record.
AUGGCCUCACAGCAACACUCCACGGACGAGCGGCAGAUGCACAAGCAGCGUAUUAGACCUCGAUUUAUCGAUCUGGCCGAGCUCGAUGAUGACUUUUCUGGCGAUGACGGGUCCCUUGAGUCAGCGAGUCGCAGAGCUGCAUUGGGUUCGGUCGGUGAUUGGCCCCCAGCUGCAACGGUGAUCCGGAAGAAACCUCCGACCAUCGCCUCUUCUAACAAAGCAGAGGUACCUGCUUCGGGAACAAAACUAGCGUCGGCCCUGAAAAGGCCCACUGUUGAGGAUGUCCAGAAUUUGCAGAGUUCUAGAAGCGUUGAUUCACGAUCCAAUACCAACGCGUCCAAGCAAGGGGAGGCUCGACCACAGCCAAGGACCGUAAGUUUCACUCCGGAGACACAAGAUGCCGCAGAGAGAGCAACAGAGCUUCCGGGGUCACGCAAGGCAACUUUGAAUCUUGCAGGAUCGAUCAUAGGCAGUAUUCAGGAGCGACCAGCAGGGGAAAGAAGGACACGGUCUAACGGGGCGACACGGUCCAAACCCUCCGGCUCUCGCUUCGUCGUCAGGAGAAGGAUGGAUGAAGAUCUACAGAAGCAUGAAGAGCAGCGAAAACAGAGGCUCCAACAGGAAGUAACACCUGAAGGACAAGAGCCCGGGACCGGCUUCCCUGAAGUUUCCCACCGCGAUCAAAUCACACCCAUCCUUCCGCGGAACGAAAGCAAGACUCGCCAGCAUCAUUUCACCGAAGACAUCGAAGCAGUCGAAGCACCACAACGCGACGCUGCUGCCACAAGCACAGCAUUGGCUGCGUCUCGUAUCGCUCCAACGCCUGAGCGCACCACCGAAGGGCCCCUUGUCGAAGAUGAGGAAUGGCUAGACGAGGAUGGCAAGCCCAUGUCGGCCUUCAGAAAGUCGCGCUUGCUUCGGCAAGGGCUCAGACCUCCAUCUUUUCGGUCAAGAUCAAGUCAUGGAUCAAGCUCGCAGCAGAGUCAGCGAGAUGUGCCAUCCUCCCAACCCGAUCCAACAAGAGAUCCUGGUGGAGGGGCCGAUAUCGAUGCCAUCAGCGCUGUGCUUUCGGAUGUAUCACGAGAAAACUACCAGAAAGUGCGCCAGAUGAGUGCAGCCGAGGUAUCAGAGGAGCUUCGUAGUCUCGAAAGCCUCUUUGGCAAAGAUGUCCUGGAGGCUUUGCGCAAUCGUAAGAAUACCAGCACCCCUCAGGACAGCGAUCACGUUGCAUCGAGCGCCACACAGCCAGAUGGAAUCUCUGUAAAGUCGACUUCGAAUGACGUGACGGGCCCGUCCGUUUCGGAGGAGGACAAGGAAGGCCCGCUUGCUAUUAAGCGUCAGUAUUUCCCUGCUGAGCCUGAAGGGCCAAAUCCCUCGCUAGAGUGGAUGAUGCCACAGCAAUCGCAACUGUCAGUGUCUACAGAUCUGCGUUUUGACUUCUCCGGAAAACCAAUGCAACGAGAACUUCAGACCGACGACACGUAUCUCUCCGGCCUGCAUCACCAUGGCGACGACCAAGAGGCUCCAGGAUACACCUUCGCAGAGCUCCUGCAUCUUUCACGAAGCACCGUCGCAGCACAGCGUCAACUUGCACUCAAUGUUCUUGGACGAGUUUGUGAACACCAUCCGGCUUUUGGCGAUAACAAGCAUCCUGGGGGCGUAGCCGCCACUAACUUGCUAAACGAACAUGCUUUGCUGCUUCGAGCAAGAAUCAUCUCGAUAUCCCGUUGGCUUCUCGGCGACCGGCACUUCACCGUAAGAGCCGCUGCUCUGAGGUGUCUGGCCAGUGCGGUGAGAUCACUGCCUUCCGGUGUCCUGAUCCCUCUUGGCUCUGCUCAAGAACUCGAUUUUGGCAGAUUGGUUGGUGCAAGUCAAAGCGAUGCCGAUGGAAAAGAUAGCCGCGACGUGGCAAGCGAAAUCGAAAAAGGCAUUCAAAGAGACUGGGCUAACGUGAUUCUCGAAUCCGACAUCGUCAGCCUGUUCCUCGACAGGAUAGACAGCGUGAUCACAUCGACUUGGGAAGCAGAGCUUGCGGUGGAGCUGCUGUUCCGCAUAGCAUCUUGCUCCGCGUCUCAUGCAAUGCGGGUGUUCGAGGCCGAUCCGAGAAAGUUGUGCGACUUUGUCAUUUAUCUCGGUCUCAAGGUUGCUUGGCCGCCAGCUCCAAUUGAGAGCCCCUUGCUCGGAGGGGCGCGUCAAAGACCGAACUCGCUGCCCUCGGUAAUAGCCGUGCGCCUGUUGCAUCAGGGGAUUCUCAGUGACCGCAAGAUCGCAGAGUCAAUCGUCUUGAGUGGUAGCGUCGAGCACCUCUUGCGUUUUGUAGUGACGCCUCCAUGGAAAGUCGAAGAGGACUGGGUGUCCGAUGAUGAAGCAGGCGAUGCGAUCGUCGUAACAGGGUACCAGAUCUUUGACGAGGUGCUUCAGCUGUUCGUUUCGUUGGCAUCAUACGGUCUCUUCGCAUCGGUUGUCGCACGAACAUGGGAUCUAUGGCAAGCUAGCAGCUCUUGGGCUGUCAAGCAGCUGCUGCACAAUAAUCAGUCAGAAGGAGACAUCUCGAAGAAGGUCUGGAUAAACGAAGCGAGAGACAUAGCGGCACAGCGCAUCUUUGAGAUUCUCGCCGCAUGGACACACUGUGCCAUGGACCCUCACGAGCUGAUGACUGCACACGACAUUACGUGGACGCAAGUACGAGACUGGAUAGAACCAAUCAAGGACGCCGCCCAGGAACUGGCUACGACCACCACAGCCCGACCAUCAGAUCAGGGACCUGCUUUCGGAGCUCUGUGCACGUACAUUGAUGCCUGGGUUCGAUGCGCUAUUAGCAAAGAACCUAAGAUUCUCGACAAAUAUGUCGAGUCGUGUCAAACCAUUCUCUCACACUCCCAUCGACCCAUCCAGCAACACUUUCUCAACUCUAUCACGCUACUUCCAUCGGCACCAACGCAAACAAUGGCGCUGGAUGAGGCAGAGCAAGCUUGCUGCGCCUGUCACAGAUUUUUGAACGUCACCAGGACAAUGGUACGCGCCGAUCGGAUAAAAUUUGGCCCAUCAGCGGACGAACCAGCACUACCAGAGGAGACACGCGAUGUUAUGUUGCAAGAGAGUCUAGCCUUGAUCUCGAGCGUCUCCGUGUGGCAAACGUUGCAAAGCCUCGAGUCUCGAGCGUCGGGUCGGCAUGUCUACCAGCAAAAGUUCUCUGACUUUAUUGCUGCGGCUAUGACCACGAUAUCUGGUUCUCGUUUCGACGUUACAUUUGAGCUUGCCGCAAGCAGCCGUCUUGACGAGCGUUAUGCGAGUCGUGUUGCCGAGGUUGUACUGCGUGCCACGGAAGCACUCACCGAGACAGCGACUGCUCUUAUUCUUCGACCCUUCCUCUUAGAAAGCAUUUCAGGCGCCAACCGUCUGCCGGAAGCAGGUCAGACCGAGGCCGUGGGAUACAACGCUUUGCCUUUGUCACAAGUUCAGUCCUUGUUCAACCCAAGCAUGGCUCACAAUUCAAACAAAGACACUAAGCCUGCUGAAAACCUGCAGGAUGCAGGCAGCGAUGACGAGGAGGACGAAAAGGACAUCGAUCCAAUUACAGGCUUUAAGUUAUGGAAAUGCCCAGCAAGUGGCUUGCCUCUCCGCGCUGACUGGCCUUUGCUGAUACUUGAUGACCUCCUGCACAGCGCUAACACUGCUGUAUUCAAUCGUCCCGAUAAUCUGGACGAGGACUGGAAGCCAAGCGAGAUGGAGAUGGUGCGCGCAUCGCUUCGACUCGCCGUUGCUGUUUUCCGAGCUAUGCUCCAGCGAUCGAAGCAGCCAAGCAUCGGCAGGAGUAUUGAAGCGGCGAAUGAUGCAGCGAUUCAAGAAACUCAAGCCAUGCUCAGCAGUCUUCCCAGCCCAGAGCAGAUCCUACUUGGCGUUUCGAAGGUGUUUAUGCUAGAACAAGGCCAAUCAGACACCUUUACCGAUAAGACUGUCGCAGGGGUUGCUCUGCAGAAGCAGAGCGGAAUGAUCACUGGCCGCGAUCUCUUCCGCGACCCUGGUAUCUCUUCCGAACUGACCUCGCUCCUGGACAUCGUCGAUGAGCUCGUCGAGCUACGCCAACAGCACCCCCAUCGCACAUUGAUGAGCACAGUGACGCUCGACGCGUGGACAAAUAACACCUACGGCAGCAGUGUAUCGUUCUACCAAUUCUUUACCAAUCUCGUCGGGCUUUGGGACUCGGUAUCAUUCGGAGACAUCAACUUUGCACGCACAGUCAUGACGAUCGCCAAUGCGGGGUGCGGUGGUGUCUUUGAAGGCGAUCACGGUGUCGCGGUGGACUUUCGUCGGUUGUUGUGGAACGACUACAGCGACGGAUUACGCAGUAUGCCUUCGACCACAGUGGCCAACUGGCUGCUCAGCUGGACUGACAAAGAUCAAGAUAUGCUGGAGCAUUAUUGCCGAUAUCUCGCAAGUGCAGCGGAAGGGAAGACGGCGAGACAGUCGAUGGCAUGGCAGAUUGCGGUUAAUCAUGUUGGUGCUGCCAUCGAAUUGUUGGACCAUCGGCAGGCGAACGGUGCAGCUCAGUCAAAGAGGGUGGAGACUAUUCUAAGAUCAUUGUUGGUUGCCAAGGGCGAACCCUUGCUGCGGGAGAUAUUCGAAGCCAGGGUCAAAGCUUCAACGGGUAUUAAUGUAGCAGAUGACCAUCUGGAGCGCCUCGUUUCAAAGCUUCAAGUCUCAGCGGAAGAGCAGUGA